This is a messenger RNA of Clarias gariepinus (North African catfish), 3468 nucleotides long. RefSeq lists its product as uncharacterized. The transcript has 8 exons. The record is from RefSeq and is a predicted model, not a curated record. Gene Ontology annotation, molecular function: telomeric repeat DNA binding. Gene Ontology annotation, cellular component: shelterin complex. The coding region runs from base 337 to 2331 and encodes 664 amino acids. Gene Ontology annotation, biological process: regulation of telomere maintenance via telomere lengthening; telomere capping. Lineage: Eukaryota; Metazoa; Chordata; Actinopteri; Siluriformes; Clariidae.
UUAGGAUUGUCGUUAUCGCAGGCGAAAUCUAAUGGGCUCAUUGGACGUAAAGUGCCCUAGGUAGCGUGUAGUAAAAGUAAUUUCCUGCCCUGUGGAGUGUCUUUGAGUAGGGGGCGAGGGGGUAUUUGUAUUUUAACCGCCGCCUGUUGUGGACGGUGAAUGAGUUGUGUGGACUUGCCCGUACAUGUCCACCGGAAGUGGACGUUCAGGAGGGCAGCGCGCGCUGAUGGACACCAUAGCAACGCCAUAGAGAUGAUGAAGACAUCAAUCAUGUGUGUGUGAGCGGAGCGUAAUGAAGGGUGUAAUGUGGUGAUAUGAUGUUUGAGUUAUUCUGGGAUGGAGGACAGGUUGUGCUGCGAGAAAACAUCCUCUGACGUCAUAUCUACUUUACCAGUGUGGAUAAUUGAGUAUGCCUGGACUCACCGGAUGAUGGAGGUGUUAGAAGUUUUAGGCCCCCCGCUGUGGCUGGAAGGUGACCGGAGCAGCCUGAGUCUGAAGGAUCUGUGCAGCAUCCGCGUGACGGCGGCCGAGUCCUGGAUGGUUAUCCGGGCCAGAGACAUCGAACACUUUGAGCAAGUCAUGGAGUUUCUGGAUACCACUCACACUUUGCUGCCUCAACUAGUGACGCCUAUCAAGCACAUGAAGAUAAUGUUUGGCCUAAAAACCUUGGUCAUAAUGUGGAUGUUGUGGGACGAGCAGAACAUAGAGAGUAUUACAGACAAGAUUGAAAGCUUCUUUUCUGACAGUCUUCUACAGUAUUAUCGGAGUAGUCACAGGCAUAUGGAGCUGAUGCAGAAGGCCCAGAGGGACUUCAGGAAGUUUGCUCAGUUACUGACAAGAAACCCAGAAAUGCGCAAACAUUAUGUCAGAAAUCUGAUGGAAGAACAGUACGGUGAAAGAUACACUGUGAAGUUGGAAGAGAGAUUGUUUCAUUAUUUAGAAGAGCUGAACAAAGCCCUUCGACAACCCACUUACAUUGACCAGAUCCUAAAACAAUCAGGGCCACUGAAGGGGAGAGAAGAGUUCCUGCAGCAGUUAUUUACCUGUAAUAGUGCACCUCCAGCCACAGCUCUAAAAAAGCUACUGAGAUGUGCUAUGGCAAGCCACAAGGAGCAUAAAAGUACAGAAAAGUGGAAGCAAUGUAAAGGAGCUCAAGGUGAUGGACCAGUGUCAGUUGCUAAUUGUGUAGCCCUUAAGUCAUCUCUGGAAGAGGUAGAGGAAGAUUGGCUGUCACAGACAUCCUCUCAGAGCUCAUGGGUAAAUAGAAAUAAAAAUUUUGAACAACAGAGGACAAAGUUGAAGAAGCAUGUUUUAGAUCAGGCUCACAAACUCCCAUGUGUGCUUAAAGAAUGGUGUCCUCAGAUGACUGAGACCAGACUCGCUGAAGAAAGUAAAGCUCAAGAUGACUUACCAGAGCAUCUGUGCUCCAGACAUGGCAAGAGAAUGAGGAGUAUCCUCCAAGAAUGCUCGGAGGAGCUGAGGGGUCAGGACGAGGACGCUUCACUGAUGCAGGUGGAAUGCACUCCUCUGUCACCUGAACCACCACUUUUUCAGUCCACACCUGACAGACUGCCCUCAGCAUCUUCUCUCGAUGACUCAUCCUCUACAAAUAUUUCUCCAUCUUCACAGCCAGAGCCUUUCUCAUAUCGUACAGGCGAUGAAGAGCGACAGGUUGUUCUUCUGCAACCGAUGGCUUCUUCACAGAAAUCUCCAGUUCAAGAAAGUAACUCAGGCCAAAAAAGCAACAUCACAUUAAUGUUACAACUGUCAUCUUCUCAAGCACUUUCAGUACAGCUUACCACCUCUUCAUCACCAUGUACCUCAUCUCACAGCGCUUCAUCUUCAACAAAUAUUUCACAAUUUUCAGCAAACAAAUUCGCACAAAAGUUACCAUUGAAUGAGGAAGAAUAUUCACCGGGACGGUCAUUUGAAAAAAUGUGCCCGGAGUCUUCAUACCAUCAGUCUUCAUUAUCAUCGUCACCAUCCAUGUCGUCGUCCUCUGCUGCUCCCGCGGCAACUGUAACUCCAUGCCAAAAUGAUGCACAAGUAAUUUUAGAAUCAAGCAAACCGAGGCUGUCUUUAGAGACUCAGAGUUUCCUCAUGGUGUCAAAGUGGCUGCAGCCUAGAGUGAAGCUCUGCAGACUGAGCCAGCAGCAAUGUCACCAAGCCACACUGCCAAAUAGUGUUCCAGAGCAGUCACCGGAAGAGGAAAGAGUAGAUAAAAAAGAGGCAUCGUUUGAUCUCAAUUUACUGUAUUCAGACUCUGAAUCAGACACACAAGACUCUAAUGAUUCUGAUUACAUUCCACCAAAGAGAUGGAGGUAUAGGUGAAGUGCAGAAAAAAAGGGUACUGAUCGAGUGCAAUUAUGUAAUCUACCCUAUAUCAAUUGAAUAUUGAUCAUUAACCAGACUUUUGUGGUGCUCUUCGUUUUUUUUAAUGCUGCUUCUCAAAUGUCAGACUUGGGUCAUAACUUUAAUGUUUUAUUUGUUAAAUGUGUAAAAGACAAAAUGCAAUGUUUAAACAAGCGAUUGUAUAACAUUUUAAAGACAGUGUAAUUUAACAUGAGUUUUUGAAAAUACCUCAUUGAAAUAUUUAUUUAUUUACAUUUUAGAGGAUGUUUGACAUUUUAUUAUGUUUUGCCUUUAAAAAGAUAAAUGAUGAAACACCGUUGUAAGCCUUUGUGAAUUACAAAACUUUCCACUUUUUUUUUUUAAAUGUGCAGUCACAUCUCCGUGUGCACCCUGACAUCCCGACUGAUCAGAUUUGCUGCUGAUUCAUGAACCUUUGUACUUGUGUUGGGAAAGUUUAAGGGUUAUCACAUUUAUUAAACAAAGUUGGUUGACAUGCUGGACAUGAAAGUGGUUACAGUUAUACAGUGAUGAGUAGCUUGAGAUACAUGAAAGGUUUGAAGACCCCACUAAAAAGAAGAUACGGAAAUAUUUUUUUAAUAUUCGUACCACCAAGUUAUUUAUUGUGUUUGUCUCAAAGGUCAAAUAGUUUACCUUCUCCUCAUUAGUUUUUUAGGAUAAAAUAAGUCUUGUCAGAUAUAUCUUAAUUUCUUUCAUGGUACAUGGUAAACUUUUUCCUGAUUAUGCAAUAAAUUCAGACCUAGACACUUAGAAGGUCACAUUUUUAAACGUUUUCUGUUAAUAUUUCCUUGUGUUAUGUACUUUAUUUUUUUUGCUGUGCGUAAUCACUUUUUGAAAAACAUUAGUAAUAAAUACAGGGAUAAUUCAGAUUUUUCUUUUUCCCAACAAAUGAGAUUGUUUAAGCCACUGGUACGUGCCAAGUUAAAUUAUGCAAUUCCUACAUCAUCGACCAUUUUAAAUUUCGAGCCAAAAUCGAUGCCCAAUUUUUGACCCAGCCAGUUUAUGUAAUGAUGUAAGGUUGUAACACUGAGAUGGUAAAAGCUGAUGAAAAUAGUUGAGGGUAUUGGCAGGGAUUCAAGAAUAAAUGUUCAAAGAUCA